GUUUCAAGUCAAAGCGGCAUCUGGAGUCAAAACUUCACUUUGACUCCACCGUAGCUUCACUACCAGUCCUACACCCUCUCAGUCAUUUGCCGAGGCAUGACUCAGAACUAAUAUGAACAUAUUACGCUGACAAUGGCGAAACGAACAGAGGAAGUACUCGUACUGUAUGCCUCUCAACUUGGCACCAGCAAACGCUUCGCGAGAGCGUUUGUGAAAGAGAUGGAAGAGCAACUCACGUCCGAGGCGAUCCAGGAGUAUACUCAUCAGUCCGAUGGUUGUUGUAUAAUAAAAGUGGUUCCAACGCUCAUGACUCUGGAUGAUUUUCUGGAAGAACGACAGGCCGCAUGGACUCGCUUGGUGGUCAUCUUUGUCAGUUCCUACAAUGGCGCGGCUCCCAAAGGCGGUCCAAGAUUUCGAGAUUUGUGUGACACGUUAAAAUCACCGAUUGGCAUUGACCCUCACAUGCUGACGGGCCUGAAAUAUGCCAUUUGUGGAUUGGGCAGUUCUUCCUAUACUACCUAUUUUGAAAAUCCAACCGCUGUCAAUGAUGGAUUGACGGCAGCGGGAGCGACGCGGGUCGGCGAAUUCGGUGAAGCGGAUAUGCAAAAACGCGGAGAGUACAAUCAACGAAAUGUGGUUGCCAGAUGGAAAAAGGGCAUAUGGAAAGAGUUGGCCCAAGUCCUGAUAGAAGAACCCCUUCCACCGGAACGACUGCUGGAAAUGCAAGCUGCAAUCUCUGCCUUGAAAUAUUGAUUUGAUUUCCAUGCAGUGGCAAGGUGCGAAGUAAAAUCAAAAUUCAUACAAUGGUUGACAAAACUGGAAAGUGAUUAGAAAGACUUGAUGGAAUAUGUGCAGACGAACGGCAAUGACAAGGUAUGAAAAUCUCUUUUAGCUACCCAGCUCUAGAGACAAACAAUUAGAUUGCUUCAAAUGGUUAUUUUGGAUGGGAACUCUUCCUUUCCAACGUAGCUAACCCCGCCGAAACACGGUAGAUUCACUGCCGACUUGCCCCUCAUUGUCUUAGCUAAUCUAGCUAGCGCAGUACAUGGAGCCAGUUACGACUCCAAUUGGCUUUCUACUCAGUUGGAAACUUCAGUCGCAGCGGCAGAAGAACCAUCGUCAAUAUACCGGGCAGACCCCGGUGAUCUCUGACCCCGUUUAUUGUGGUGGUGGUGGGUUUGGUUGGUUGGUUAUCCUUAGGGUUAGAGAUUUACUUCAACCUCCUCUUUCUCACGCAUUCUCAUAAUAAUCAUACGGUAGCAACGGAUCCUAAUAUUUUCCUCACGAUGCCCACCUCUAAACUCCCGUAAGCUACCACGCCACUUUCUCAGAUGGAAAAAUCUAAUGACUCACGUUGCACACCUCUAAACUCCCGUAAGCUACCACGCCACUUUCUCAGAUGGAAAAAUCUAAUGACUGGCCUUGCACACCUCUAAACUCUUGUAAGCUA
Seminavis robusta is the source of this 1450-nucleotide messenger RNA. The record is from the annotation of a GenBank genome assembly. NCBI's taxonomy places the organism in Eukaryota, Bacillariophyta, Bacillariophyceae, Naviculales, Naviculaceae.